This is a messenger RNA of Harpegnathos saltator (Jerdon's jumping ant), 660 nucleotides long. RefSeq names its product mantle protein. Lineage: Eukaryota; Metazoa; Arthropoda; Insecta; Hymenoptera; Formicidae. The coding region runs from base 82 to 519 and encodes 145 amino acids. The transcript has 3 exons. The record is from RefSeq and is a predicted model, not a curated record.
UGCGCGCUCCACGGACAGAUAUCGCAAUAACUGAUUGUCACGGCAAGUGCAGUUUCUUCUCGUCGCGCGGGCUCAAAGACCAUGAGACUGUUUAUAUUAGUCACCAUGGUGGCCAUGGUGUGGGGUUCCUACGAGGAGGAGCACGGCAGCACCACAUAUCACGAGACGUCGAAACCUGUGGAGAUACCGAUUUACAAGAAAUACGCGAUACCAAUCCCGCAUCCGGUCCCGGUUCCGGUGCCUCAGCAAAUUAAGAUUCCGAUACCUCAGCCGUAUGAGGUUCAUGUCGCAGUCCCACACCCGGUCCCCGUGGAGGUGGUCAAACAUGUCGAAAUACCCGUGGAAAAGCCAGAGCCGUACAUCGUCGAGAAAAAGGUACCGUACGUCGUGGAGAAACCGUACCCGGUGACGGUGGAGAAGCACUUUCCAGUACCGAUACCCAAGCCAUAUCCAGUUCACGUGCCGGUGUACAAGCAUGUUUUCCACCACCAGAGCUCAGGACACGGCUGGAAACAUUGAUCCCGACAGGCCUGGACUCUCUUCAGUACUUUAUGCCAAAAAUAGCGACAGAGCUACACGCGAGAGAGCAACGGUAGAUCGUAAGCGUUGUGAUGUCUGUACAUAGUUCGUUGUUGUACGUGUAAUGUUAUGUUUGUCUAA